CACAUUCACGUGUAAAAAGAAGUAAGGUUAAAUCUAAAUUUCUUUAGUUUUAUAAAUGCUUUCAAAACAUCAUGGACAUGAUAUUAACAAAACCAGUUGUAGAUGGUCAAAAGUACAAAUCGAUAGAAGUACAUAAACUAAUAGAGCUUAACUAUGAUCUAGGAACUCUUCUUGCGGAAGAUACAAACGAAUUUGAUGUUCACCAUUUAAGAAAAGAUAAAAACGAUUAUUUACUGCAAUUAUCUAGAGAUAAUACACAAUUGUUGAUAAAUCAAAUAUGGUGCUUACCCACAGAGCGUAUAGAGGAUGCUAUAGUUGCAAAAUUACCCAUUCAGAAAACCAGACUUCCUCGUAUGAAACAUAUUCCAAAACCCAGACCGUUAACAAAAUGGGAGCAGUUUUCUAAAGCUAAAGGUAUAGUAAAAAAAAAGAAAGCAAAAUUGUCUUGGGAUGAACAACUGAAAAAAUGGGUACCUUUAUUUGGGUACAAAAAAACACAGGCUGAAAGGGAAAAGGAUUGGGUACUAGAGGUUCCUGCUAAUGCAAAUCCUAUGGAAGAUCAAUUUGAGAAGAAUAUUCAAGCUAAAAGUGAAAGAGUUGCUAAAAAUGAACUUCAGAGGCUGAGGAAUAUUGCUAAAUCUAAGAACAUCAAAGUGCCUAAGGUUGGAGUAUCCAAUUCAGAAGUGUCAUCAGCUAAAGAUCUACAAGCUGCCGUUACAGUAGCUAAAGCUUCAACAGCAAGUCUCGGCAAAUUUCAAAAAGAGCUGCCUAAAGAAAAAGAAGCCAAGGGCGUAUCUGACAUAACUCCAGGUGCAAGCAGAAAAAGAAAAAUGCCACCCGUUUUGGGAGAUGUAGAGAAAAGAGAAAAUUUGGCAAUAGUAGAUACUAUUUUGAAUAAGAGACCCAAAUUGAAUAUAGAGAAAGCUGUAGCAAGACAUAUAAAUAAUGAGCAAGUAGAGAGCAGUUCAAUGGACAGACCAAAGUCGGUAAAGAAAAGUGGACGUAAAAGCAAAGACAAUUUCAAAAGACCAAAAGGCAAUAGUGGUCAGAGAACGGGUGGAAAAAGUGGAGGUGGAAGAAAGAGGCGUUGA
Messenger RNA from Psylliodes chrysocephalus, 1091 nucleotides. The record is from the annotation of a GenBank genome assembly. NCBI's taxonomy places the organism in Eukaryota, Metazoa, Arthropoda, Insecta, Coleoptera, Chrysomelidae.